This is a messenger RNA of Oryzias melastigma (Indian medaka), 4639 nucleotides long. It is a transcript of the gene znf800b, whose product is annotated as zinc finger protein 800b. Bases 405 to 3125 code for a protein of 906 amino acids. The record is from RefSeq and is a predicted model, not a curated record. NCBI's taxonomy places the organism in Eukaryota, Metazoa, Chordata, Actinopteri, Beloniformes, Adrianichthyidae. The transcript is spliced from 11 exons.
ACAGUCAAUCAGGAGGGUUGUGUCGGUUGAUCUGACUCCUGGAAGGGUGUCACCUCCCCCGUUUUCACUUGCGUUCACGUCGUGGACGCCGCGUGUCCUGCGCGUUUUGGCCGCUAAAUCAGCCCCGCGGCGUGGCUGCGCUCCGGAUCCAGACGAUUUCUCGGACUUUUUGAGACAAAAAGAGGCCAACUUCCGUCUUUUGGCGCAUCGUGGGGGUCGGAGUGUCGGCGUUUUGGGCAGAAAUCGGGCGCAGAGGGUGCACCUUUGCGCAGAGGACUGGUUUCAGUGCGGAGUGGCUCCGCUGGGGUGCACAAAGACAGCGGCUCGCAGAGGAACUUGUUCAGAGUGAAGCCGGGGACGCUGGGAGGCGAAAUAGCAACGCGCCGGAGCUGAAGUAGCGACGAAUGCGCGGUUUGAGCGGCCGAACGGCGACUCUCCUCUCUUCGUCUGGGAAAUCCAAGGCCGGUCAGGAAGUCCAGGAGGAACGGGAGCUACGUAUGGAUACCCGGCAGACAGCGGGGAUGCGGUCGGGAAAAGAGGAUCUUAAGAAACAUUUGCGGGCCUCCGCUUCAGAAAGCUGGGAGCCCGAAGACUCUCAGAUGGAAAUAGAUGAAAAGGGGGAUUUCGAUGCCCAUCCUCAAGCCAAGUGGAAGCCUAUCCCUCCUCUGCUACCCGACUCGCUGGAGCAUCACAUUGACCCCUCGGCUAAGACCAGGAACCAGAGCUGCCAGACGGAGGAGCAGCUCGAGGACGGCACCCCCUGCAGCCACCACACAGGUUUAUGUAUGGAGCCUGGCGAUCCUCCUCUGCUUCAGCAGCCUCUGCAGACCUCCAAGUCUGGGAUUCAGCAGAUCAUUGAAUGCUUCAGAUCAGGCACCAGCCAGCUGAAGCACAUGCUGUUACGGGAGGUGGACACCAUCUUUGAGUGUAAAAUUUGUCGCAGUCUGUUCAGAGGCCUGCCCAACCUCAUCACGCACAAGGAGUACUACUGCUUGUCCCGGAUGCCUGAGCACGACGGUUCGCCGGGCGAUGACAGACACAGUGUGGCCAUAAAAGACAUGCUGGACGUCCGAUACCCCAGAGUGGAGCGGUCGGAGUGCGUGGUCCGGCUGGAGCCCAUUCAGACCACCACCAAGGCCGUGUAUCAGUACCUCACCACGGAGGAGGAGCUGGCCAGAUAUCCAUCACACACAACCAGUGCCAGAGAGAGUCCGGUAGCUUGGGAGGGCGAGGCGACAGAAGGCGCUGACAGCAACCCGACCAACCAGCUUAGUGGACAAGAGAAUCUCGGCAGCGCAACAGAGGAGGAGGCCAAAGAGGAGCAGCAGCAACCAGAAGACGAAGGCUCCAACAGUGGAGUCGAAGACGUAACCAUCUCCUGUUGUCUUUGCGGACAAGACUUCAACUCUCGCCGCAGCAUCAGGCGCCACUGCCGCAAAAUGCACCAGACGAAGCUGGAGGAGCUCAGAAAGUACACAGAGACUCGGACGGUUCCUACGAGUCUGCUCUCCAUGGUAAAAGGUCGACAAAGAACCCUCAGCACACCGACUGGAAAGUCCUGCCCAGUGUGCCUCAAAAGCUUUGCAACCAAAGCCAACACCCGGCGCCACUUUGAUGAGGUUCACCGAGGCCUGCGGCGGGACUCCAUCACGCCCGCCGUCGCCCUGCGGCCCGGUCAGCCCUUCCCCUUGGAAACCACGCCUCCGAGGAAGAGCAACAGCUCGUCGCCGACGCGGAGCCAAAAGUCCACGCCCGUGAGCUCCAAAUCCACGACUUCAACGCCGAACCCAAGCAAGCCUCAGAGCCAGCCGUCGGCGCCCGCUCAGGCCGGGACGGGCUCCUGCCGCUGCACGGUCUGCAAGAGGAACUACAGCUCUCAGCUCAUGUUGAAGAGACACAUUCGUAUAGUUCACAAGACCUACAACAUGAAGAGCGACCGCGUCACGGCGAGGCAGACUCCCACACCUCCAAACCCUGCCAGCACCAGUGUGAGCCCCAGCGACAACCCUGCGGUGAAGGAGGAAGUUGUGGAGCGGUCCGAUGAGGAGCAGGAGGAAGAGGACUCCGACAGCAGUCCGGCGCCUUCUCCUAGUGACAGCACGGGCACAGCUAAAGGAGGUUUGGCUAAUCCACCGAAAGAAGAGAAGGAAGAAGAAGAAGAAGAAGAGGAGGAGGAGGAAGAGGAAGAGGAGGAGCAGCCACCAAGUCCUAAGGCGGCAGCAGCAGCACCACCGUCUGCUUCCCGUGCGGAUCAUGGCACCACCGGGAGCGUGGCUACUAAAAUUUCCAAACUGUCGGUGGGUUUUGACUUGGAGCAGCUCUUCUGCAAACUCUGCAAACGGCAGUUCAGCUCCCGCCAGAACCUGACCAAGCACAUCGAGCUCCACACCGACGGCAACGACAUCUUCAUCAAGUUCUACCGCUGUCCGCUCUGCCGCUACGAGUCCCGCCGCAAGCGGGACGUCCUGCGCCACGUGACCGUCGUCCACAAGAAGUCCUCCACGUACCUGGCUAAGAUCAUGCCCAAACUGGAGAGCAGGGCGGUGAAGCGGCUCGCCGAGGUCGUCCUCAGCAGCUCUAACAAGAGGACGAGCACCAACGAUAAGGAGGAGGUGAACGGGCGCCCCGCCUCACUCUCCUCCACGCCGUCGUCCCCCAUCGCCACCCGAAAGCAGGAGUCCUCCACUCCCGUCCCAGCUACCUCACCCGGCUCCUCGCUCGCCCCUAUCACCCGGAAGCAGCAGGAGCUGUCUGCGGCGGCGAGCGCCAGCGCGUCUCCUCCCGUCACCCGCAAACAAGAGAGGCUGCAGCACCGCCCCGUCAGCCCGCCCCUCACCCGCCGCAGCGAGAAGCACUCGCAGCAGCGGAACGCCGCCUCCGCCACGCUGGUCAGCAGCCAGACCCCCAACACCCGCAGGCACGAGUCCGGCUCCGACAGCAGGGCGUCCUCCACCGAGGUCAAAGUGACGAAAAACUUCUCCCUGCACGCGUGUGAUCAGUGUGGGCGGGCCUUCGCCAAGAAGCUUUACUUGGAAUCUCACAAGCGAAGUCAUCGGAACGCGGCGGUGGCGGCAGCCAGCAGGAGGAAAGGUGUCAGCACCCGCUCCAAGUCCCUGAUGUGGUGAAGCCCACCCGGAUGGAAGACUCAAACCACUAAAGGAGCAAAUGAAGACUCGACUAGAAAAAAAAGAGGAUUCUGGGAAAAGGUCGACAAACAGGAAGUGGUGGAAGUAGAGAAGUGACGCACACUUACUGCACAAUUAAACUGUCGGAAACAAACUGUAAAAACUGUAGUUUUUCCAUGAAAUCAGGCAGACGAGGACCCACAGCCACCGGAGUGACGGGAAGACUCCCCCCUGCUGGAUUAACUGUGUAAUUACAUGCUAGGAGACGGACACAAACACGUUUGCUGCUGCCUUUUGUGUGUGAAUGUGUGUGAGAAUGGGUGAAGAAUUUCCACAAAAUACAACUUUUUUGUGUUUUCUUCCUAGAAAACUUCAGUUUUUCUCUACAAAUCUUAAAAAACAAACUCUUUUACAGAAACAUCCAAAAUGAACACAUUUUCCUGCACUGUAUUGAAUCAAUUAGCAAAAGUUUUGUAAUUUGUUUCAUUUAAAAAUACUAGUUUUAUUGAAUUACAUCUUUUUAAUUGAGUAAACUAUCAACUAAAAAAAUUAAUUUGAGGAAAAUAAUUAUUUUAAAUGUAACAAAUGACAGAACUUUUAUUAAUUGAUCCACUAUUUUCCAUGGGACACACAUUCAGUUGAGUGUUUACAUACUAUUUGCUUUUAUUUUUAAUUUUUGUACUUACUCUCCUCGGGUCAUUAAAUUUACCGUUUAAGGAGUGUUUAAAGAUUUGAACAGAUUUUUGGAAAAGUCGAACAUGAACGUUGGAUUUUACCCUUCAACCGUCGCCCUCGCCUGCGUCCUCAGUGCCUGAAUCCCAGCUGUGGUCCAAGCCGACGGAAUCAGACGUCUGCUUCCUCUUACGUUUACACGAACCUCUCUGCUACUAAAAGUGAAGAAAACAAAACACUGGAGCUUAUUUAAAAUGAACUGUUGGGGAACUCCUGCAUCAGUUCUGCUUAGAAUUUAUUUUCUUUACAUAUUCUAUGGGUUGAAAAGCCUUCAGGUAGUCGUUGAAAACACUGGUGACUGAAAGCUGGAAGGAAGACCAAAUGUAGGAACGCCAGGAAUGAAAAUAGAAUAAAGACGAAGACCAAACUUUAUUUUUUUUAACAGCAAAUGCUUGUGCAAAAAGGUCUUGACUACUUAUACUGUACAUAUGAUCUCAUCCUGCGCGGAUGCUGAGAGAGAUAGUUCUGAUAAUCACUCCUAAUAUUAUUAUCCACACGUGUUGGUUGACUGAAUGCUUCAAAAUAAGUUUGUUGAAAAUCUUGGGGCAGAUUUUUUUGUUGUUGUUGUUGUUCAUCCUUUAGUUGUGUAUUUAUUCUUUUACUUUGAAGGACAGCUUUUUGUUAAGUUAAACCUCAAAAGGCUUUUUAGAUGUUUGUUUUUUACUCUUUAGUUCUAAUGUUUGAAGCUCGCUCUGUAGAAAACUUCAGAAGAGUUAGAAAAGCCUUUCAGAUGUCCCAAGAAUGUUCAAACCAAACACUUAAUAAAAACAUAAGACUUUAAA